AUGUCAAAUUUUCAAAUUGAAAAUCAUAGGAUGGGUGGUCUUACAAUUUUGCAAUCAGCUAUAAUUGAUAAAUUAUUUGCAAAAAAUAUCUAUAAUGAAGAGAAUGUAUCUAAUAUAGAUAUGAUAACAGUUCAACAAUUUUGUACAAUUGAGUGUAAACGUAGCAUAUUUAUGACAAUUAAACAACAAUUUAGUGAUAAUGUAGCAGGAAGAAAAGUAGAGAAUUAUGAAUCUUCUCUUCAAGCUGUAUUUAGAGACAUAUUUUUAUUUAAUAAUCCAGCUUUUAAUUGUGAUGUAUAUUUAACUAAAGUAUCUGAUUAUCAAGAAUUACAACGAACAGAACCUGAAAAACAAGGAGCUUGGACAAUUACCUCCUUUGAACAAUUCCAAUUUAUGGCAAAAUAUAAUGAACUGACUCCAAUAUUAGUUAAUUAUUAUGACACUAUCCUUAACCAAUUGAUUAAAGAAGAGCCAGCAUAUCUAAAUCAAACCCUAUGA
Rhizophagus irregularis DAOM 181602=DAOM 197198 is the source of this 498-nucleotide messenger RNA. The record is from RefSeq and is a predicted model, not a curated record. NCBI's taxonomy places the organism in Eukaryota, Fungi, Glomeromycota, Glomeromycetes, Glomerales, Glomeraceae.